AUGGAGGCUGGCUUGAAGGUACUAGUUCGUUGGAAGGAUUCGUGGCAGAAACGACGUCCGGAAGCGGAACGCAUUUACCAACUCGAAAAACUCGUAUCUUCGUGGAACUCGAGGGCUGGACUGGUUCAGCACAGCUUACGUGUCAUAGAGCCUUUGCAGGCGUUGCGUAGGUCUACGUUGGGACUCUUGGCGUCUGUUGCGUCGUCCAAAAAUGACGGAGAUUCGUUGGUGCGCCGAGUCAACGACGAAAUCGAUCGUUCUUGGCUGCUUAGCGCAAAAGCCGCGAGAAAGUCACAGCAUUAUCAUCGGGCUUAUUCGUGUCUCUUGAAUGCUGAAAGACCGAUUAUUGAUGCCGAGCCAGGCUCGGCGGCGAGUCUGCUACGUGCUGAAGUACUGAUCGAAAAAGCAAAACUGGACUGGAAAAAUGGCAAUCAAGAAGAAGCCAUGCGACUGCUCAACUCCAGCGUCGAGUUUUACCUGACUCCUCAAGGUGCAGACGCCGACAUCAGUGUAGACAAAGACAUGGCUGCCAUGACAAGACUGUUGCUGACGCAGUAUUGGGAGGAAGCGGGUUAUCAGGACUCGGCGAAGAUCCGAUCGAGUUACGAGCGAGUUUGUCAGAUGAGUUCUGAUUGGGAACAAGGGUAUUUUUAUCUGGCCAAAUACCUUGACAAGGUCCAUUCUUCAAAAGGCGAUCGUAGCCGAGAGCUUCAGCCGGACCUGGUGCACACGAUUGUCACAUCGUAUGGAAAGAGCCUGGUUUACGGGUUCCGUCAUGUUUACGAAGCUUUACCCCGAUUGCUGACCUUGUGGAUGGAGUUUGGUACAGCGAUUGAAACCGUUCGGUCCAGUUCUAGUAAAUCCGGAACAGCCAGCAACGCUCAAAGUAUUAUGCGAGUUCAGCAGAAUCUGAAGGAACUGACGAAAACCGUU
Molecule: messenger RNA, 933 nt
Organism: Notodromas monacha
Lineage: Eukaryota; Metazoa; Arthropoda; Ostracoda; Podocopida; Cyprididae
Source: the annotation of a GenBank genome assembly